AUGGGGAGCGGAGGCGUGAUCCACUGUAGGUGUGCCAAGUGUUUCUGUUAUCCUACAAAGCGGAGAAUAAGAAGGAGACCCCAAAACCUAACGAUCUUGAGUCUCCCUGAAGAUGUGCUCUUUCAUAUCCUGAAAUGGCUUUCUGUUGGAGACAUCCUCGCUGUCCGAGCUGUGCACUCCCACCUGAAGUACCUGGUGGAUAACCAUGCCAGCGUGUGGGCAUGUGCCAGCUUCCAGGAGCUGUGGCCUUCUCCAAAGAACCUGAAGCUCUUUGAAAGGGCUGCCGAAAAAGGGAAUUUUGAAGCUGCUGUGAAGCUGGGCAUAGCCUACCUCUACAAUGAAGGCCUGUCUGUGUCUGAUGAGGCCCGGGCAGAAGUGAACGGGCUGAAGGCCUCUCGCUUCUUCAGUCUCACGGAGCGCCUGAAUGUGGGCGCCGCACCCUUCAUCUGGCUCUUCAUCCGCCCACCUUGGUCGGUGUCCGGAAGCUGCUGCAAGGCCGUGGUUCACGAGAGCCUCAGGAUGGAGUGCCAGCUGCAGAAAACUCACAGAGCGUCCAUACUGCACUGUUUGGGGAGAGUGCUGAGUCUUUUUGAGGAUGAAGAGAAACAGAAGCAGGCCCGGGACCUGUUUGAAGAGUCUGCUAAUCAGGGGUGUUUGACCAGCUCGUACCUCCUCUGGGAAAGUGACAGAAAGAUGGAUAUGUCAGAUCCCGGACGAUGCCUCCACAGCUUCCGGAAACUCAGGGACUUUGCUGCCAAAGGCUGCUGGGAAGCACAGCUGUCUCUAGCCAAAGCCUGUGCACACGGAAACCAGCUCGGACUGGAAGCGAAAGCCUCCAACGAGAUAGUCUGCCAGCUGUUCCAGGCCUCCCACGCUGUCAGUAAGCAGAGGGUCUUCUCUGUGCAGAAGGGACUCAAUGACACAAUGAGGUACAUUCUCAUCGAUUGGCUGGUAGAGGUCGCGACCAUGAAGGACUUCUCGAGCCUGUGCCUUCACCUGACCGUGGAGUGCGUGGACCGGUACCUGCGGAGGCGAUUGGUGCCCCGGUACAGGCUCCAGCUGCUGGGCAUCGCCUGCAUGGUCAUGUGCACCCGGUUCAUGAGCAAAGAGAUCCUGACGAUCCGGGAGGCUGUGUGGCUCACAGACAACACGUACAAAUACGAGGACCUGGUGAGGAUGAUGGGAGAGAUCAUCUCUGCCUUGGAAGGGAAGAUUCGAGUCCCCACUGUGGUCGAUUACAAGGACGUCCUGCUGACGCUGGUCCCCAUGGCGCCAAGAACCCAGCACCUGUGCAGCUUCCUCUGUGAGCUCUCCCUGCUGCACACCAGCCUGGCCACCUAUGCCCCGGCCCACCUGGCUGCAGCCGCCCUGCUCCUGGCGAGGCUGACACAUGGGCAGACACAGCCCUGGACCACUCGGUUAUGGGACCUCACUGGGUUCUCCUGUGAAGACCUCAUCCCCUGUGUCUUAAGCCUUCAUCAAAAGUGCUUCCAUGACGAUGCCCCCAAGGACUACAGGCAGGUCUCUCUCACCGCCGUGAAGCAGCGAUUCGAGGACAAGCGAUACGAAGAGAUCAGCCAGGAAGAGGUGCUGAGCUACGGCCAGUUGUGUGCAACUCUAGGGGUGAAACAAGAGAGCCCAGAACCCGCAUCUUUCCUCAGCACAGGGGACAUUCACACCUUCCUCAGCUCUCCCUCUGGAAGGAGAACCAAGCGGAAACGGGAGAACAGCCUCCAGGAGGACAGGGGCAGCUUCGUCACCACGCCGACCGCAGAGCUGUCCAGCCAGGAGGAGACACUGCUGGGCAGCUUCCUGGACUGGAGCCUGGACUACUGCUCCGGCUACGAGGGCGACCAAGAGAGCGAGGGCGAGAAGGAGGGCGAUGUGACAGCUCCCAGCGGUGUCCUCGAUGUCACUGUGGUCUACCUGAACCCGGAACAGCACUGCUGCCAGGAAUCAAGCGAUGAGGAGGCCAGCCCGGAGGAGGGGCGUCAGGACACACAGGCGUCAGCACCAGGCAGCCAGACGCCUUGGACCCCAGGGCUCGAGCGCCCUCUGUGCAGCAGGAGGGGGCCAGGCAAGGACAUAACGACCUCAGGGUACUCCUCUGUCAGCAGCACGAGUCCCACAAACUCCACAGAUGGCUUGGGGGGCCUUGCCCGAUCUACCUCAGUACUGUCCCCGGGCAGCGACUUGAACACACAGCCUUGCCACCAUCACGCGAGGAAGUCGUGUGUACAGUGUCGUCCCCCAAGCCCCCCGGAGAGCUGUGCUCCCCAGCAACAGGUGAAGAGGAAAAACCUGUCCGCCCACAAUGAGGAGGAGGAGGACAUGAACUUGGGCUUUUUGAAGCUGUGA
This is a messenger RNA of Lipotes vexillifer (Yangtze River dolphin), 2358 nucleotides long. RefSeq names its product cyclin F (gene CCNF). Gene Ontology annotation, molecular function: protein binding. NCBI's taxonomy places the organism in Eukaryota, Metazoa, Chordata, Mammalia, Artiodactyla, Lipotidae. The transcript is spliced from 17 exons. The coding region runs from base 1 to 2358 and encodes 785 amino acids. The record is from RefSeq and is a predicted model, not a curated record.